Molecule: messenger RNA, 3161 nt
Organism: Gadus macrocephalus (Pacific cod)
Lineage: Eukaryota; Metazoa; Chordata; Actinopteri; Gadiformes; Gadidae
Product: cyclin-dependent kinase-like 3
Exons: 9
Coding region: 489-2591 (700 amino acids)
Biological process (GO): protein phosphorylation
Cellular component (GO): nucleus
Molecular function (GO): ATP binding; cyclin-dependent protein serine/threonine kinase activity
Source: RefSeq, a predicted model, not a curated record
AAAAUCAGUAGCCUUAUAUAUGACCUCCAGUGGUCAUAAUCACUGAUGCUGUGCAAGGCCACAUGCAGUGUCUUCAAGUGGCCACAAGAGGGAAGUAUAGAAACGUUUGAUGAAACCAUUCUGUGUAUGGCGCACAAUGGUAGUAAUAACAUCGGAAACCGUUUUAAAGUAUUGUGUCGCUAUUUUAAAGUCGACCAAGCUUAACUAUACAGUGGUUGGUCAUCAUGAUGAAAUGUCGACGGAAGAGUGGGAGCCGUUACCAUAAGCAACGCCUCGGGUGACAGGAUAGUUUAAACGCACCUGAGUCACGCGCACGGGGAUCAUGUGUGUCCGGUAAACCGUAACCUUCUCCGGUUACGUCAAACUCCGCCGCCUCUCCGCUCAUUACGGUUGUUUACAAAGUGGCGGAUGGCAGCCCAUAACGUCACACCUCGAACAAACUGCAGUGAUCUCUGGAUUAUCCAAACUGGAAUAUAACCUGCGUUACCAUGGAGAUGUACGAGACGCUAGGCAUCAUGGGAGAGGGGAGCUACGGCCGGGUUCUGAAGUGUCGACAGAGGGCCACGGGUCGGCUGGUGGCGGUCAAGAAGUUUAUAGACUCAGACCAUGACCCCGGUGUGAGGAGAACCGCUCAGAGAGAGAUCCACAUACUGAGGGGUCUUCGCCAUGACAACCUGGUGAUGCUAUUGGACGCCUGGCGGUAUCGGCGGCGCUGGUAUCUGGUGUUCGAGUUUGUGGAGCGGACGGUUCUGGAGGACCUGGAGCGGAACCCUGGUGGACUGGAUCCAGGGCUGGCCAAGCAGUACCUCUAUCAGAUCCUGUCUGCCCUCGCCUUCUGUCACCAGAACAACGUCAUCCACCGCGACGUCAAACCGGAGAACAUUCUGGUUUCGCCGGGGGGCGUGGCCAAGCUGUGUGACUUUGGGUUUGCCCGCCGUGUGGCCGCGGCCUCGGGGGGGAGGGGCGGGUACACGGACUAUGUAGCGACACGCUGGUACCGCGCCCCUGAACUCCUGGUGGGAGACUCGCACUAUGGAAAACCAGUAGAUGUGUGGGCGGUGGGAUGUGUGUAUGUAGAGUUGGUGACAGGACAUGCUCUGUUCCCUGGGCACUCUGACCUGGACCAGCUGUACCGGCUGAUACGCUGCUUUGGAUGUUCUACAGAGCGACAGCAGCAGAUGUUCUACAGGAACCCUGCAUUCUCCGGUCUCCGGUUCCCUCACUGUGCCGCCAGAGAGCCUCUUGAUAGCAGGGACCCCAAGAUAAAACACGCCGUACUACAGCUGUUGCAGUUGUGUCUCCAUAUGGACCCAGAACUAAGAGCCCAGAGCUCCGAUCUACUGCACAACCCGAUGUUCACCACUAGGUUUGUGGAGGAGCUCUUGUCUAGGAUCCAGAAAGAGCGGGGAGACUGCUCUGUCCUGCCCGUCAGGAACGUCUCCCGGGGGGAGAGAACGGAGAGAGAGGAGGGCAGGAGGACUGGACUGCACCAGGACCUGGGAAAACGAGAGGAGGUGGAAGAAGGGGACGAGAAGGUGAGGGUCAAACUGAAAAACAGGCUGAAUCAAAAACCCAGUAGACCCAGUCUAGAAGGAGAAGGGCUACUGGCCCCACCUUCAGGACCCGAACCGAGGGCACCACGGCCAGGAGAGAAGGCUGGUAAGGGACUAUCUACACCCAGAGCAGGCGGGUCCAGGAAGAAUUUGGUCCUCUCCAAGCCAAUAAAAGCUCUGGUGUCGAGGGUUUGUUCUUUACCCUCCAUCUACAAGACCAGGAGAACCUGUGUCACACAUAGGAAACAGAAUUCUACACACAACAGACUGUUGGCAAUGCCAGCCAAAGACAGUUUGGAGUACCUCGCGACAACAGGCCGUUUAAAACCUCUGAGAUCUGCAGAGUUUGAAACAAUCCAGGAGCCAGAUGUUGCUUCAUCUCUGAAAUUUUCCCAAACAUCAAGAGACAGCGAGGUCGAAGCUAUGAAGGUUGAUCUCUAUUUAAAGCCAAGCAGAAAAGCUCCUACAGAGACAAGAGGACAGCCACCUUCCUCUGCUGCUUACGUUCUAACCUCCGUCACCCCUUGCGCUACAAAGACCCCUGGGGGCCGGGUGGUUCUGAAGCACUUCAUACUGGGCUCCACCUGUCCUCUAGAGACUCACACCUCCAUGGACCCUACCUCCUCAGAGAGUCCUAAGACCUCUCGCUCAUCCUCCUUGAAGACUCCAGCAAGUCCCGAGACCUCUUCGUCAUCCUCCCCGAAGGCUUCAGAAGGCCCUGAGACCUCAUCUACCCUGAAGUUUAGAGUAGGUCUAGAGACUGCAUCCUCCCUGAAGUCUCCACAAGGUCUAGAGACCGCAUCCUCCCUGAAGGCUCCAGAAGGACCUAAGACCUCAUUCUCCCUGAAGGCUCCAGAAGGACCUAAGACCUCAUUCUCCCUGAAGGCUCCAGAAGGACCUAAGACCUCAUCCUCCCUGAAGGCUCCAGAAGGACCUAAGACCUCAUUCUCCCUGAAGGCUCCAGAAGGACCUGACAGCUCAUUCUUCCCGAGGCUCCAGAAGGGUCCUAAGUACACAGUACCCCUGCAGGAACCAUGACAUGAUGGACAUGAUGGACAUUCUUUCCAGAAACCUCUGGUGCAUUUCCAGCAGGGAUCUGACGACUGUCACUGUAUUUGCACUACCACAAAUUCAAAAUGUACUUUCUGCUGGGUUUAUAGACCAGUGAGGAAACUGGUUUGAAACAUAGAUUAAGUUUAUUACGUUUUUUUUAAAAUAUUUUUUAGGUUGGUUCUUUCUGGGAACAAUACAUGCAUUGUUGACUUUUUUUUAUUUUAAGUGCUUAAAUCAUACAAAACCAUGAAAAGAUUGUUUUUAUGCAUUUUAUCCUUGUGAAUUAACAAAUUCUUAAGAAAGGUUACUUUCUGCUUUGGCAUUUCUGAUUAUCACCAGAGUAGCAGAGUGAAAGAACCCUAUAACAUUUCAUGUACCCUGCAUAAUACUAUAAUAAUAAUUAACUGUUGUAGGUACUGAAACAGAAAAUUAAAUGAACCAAGACUGAAAAACGAGCCUGAACAAAGACCAAAAGUAGCCAAAACAAGACAAAAAAAUGAACUAAACAAGACUUAAAAGUUUAAAACAAACCUAACCAAUAGUGAAAACGACCUU